AUGGGGCUGUCUCGCCAAGCCGCUGUGGCGGGAGCUAUUCGUGAGCAAAAGCUGCUGCGACAGCGCGAAGCCUACUUGGCUGCAGCUAAAGAUGUAUUAGCCGAGCGUCGACAGCUUCAGCACAAUGCACAGGUUUCCAGGAGAAGAGAAGCUGCAGCAGAGGAGGCCACAUUACGUAGGAGGGUUCUUGAGCUCCGACGGCAACUGGCUCCACGAUUGGAAGAACGACGACGCAAGCUGAAAGCAUUGCUCGACAGCGAGCACGCCCAAGCUGAAGCUGCUCUGCGGCAGCUCCAGGAUAGUGCAGCAACGAGGGAGAAGGCCAUCAUGCAGCGUGCUACAGCCCUAAAACAGAAACACGAUCAGGAGCGGGACAGAGAGGACGAGCGCUUGCUUGCCCUCAGAAUGAAGCAAGAACAAGGGGAGCUGCGCUCGCAAGAAUAUAAGCAGCUUGUACAGGAGAUGCUGGCUGCAAACGCACUGCAAAUAGCGUCCAAACAGAGGCAACAGCAGGAGAAGGCCGAGGAAGAAAAUGUGUUCCAUGCUCUUUGGACAGAAGGACUCAAUGAAAAGAGGUUACGUGACAGAAGAGCCAUCAUCGCGAAUAUGAAGAAGGCUGAGGAAACGAAAGCCGCUCUGCUCGAGCAGAUUGCCAAAAGAGAGGAGAAACGAAAGGAGGAGCUCGAAAGGAUCCGAAUCGAAAACGAAGCAGAAAUCUCUCGUCUUCAAGAAGAGGCCGAGGCAGCGACAGAGCAGCGCCGGCAGCAACAAGCAGCUGCCAUACAACGAAGAAAAGAGAUGGAUCUGUUCCUUGCAGAACAACUGAAAGAAAGAAAUAGACAGCGGUUGGAAGAUGCAGAACUCGAGAGGCGCCAACUAGACACACAAGCUAAAAUGGGGCUGCAAGCGGAGGAUCGUGCAAGGUUUAUUAAGGAAAUAGAAGUUAACAAUGCGCAUCAUGUUCGGAUCCUCAUGCAACAAGAAAAACAGCGACAACUGCAGGAACUCCGCGAAUUCGACUCCUUUUGUGUUAGAGAACAGCUUGCAGAGGAGGAACGAAAGGAGCUUGAGCGCGCCGAGGCAGAUGCUGCACGACGGCAGAGAGCGCGUGCAGUAGCCGACGAAUGCAGAGAACAAGUAAAGAAACGAGAAGCUAUUAAGGCGGCACUCGAGCGUGAGAAGGAAGUCGAAAGGGCUCAAGUUACAGCAGCUCUAGAGCAGUACAAAGCUUCGCUUCGACAGGAACGGUUAUCGCGUCUUGAAGCCAUGCAAACCUAUCGCGACGCUCUGGAUAGUCAAAUAGCACAGCGAAAGCUACUGAAGAACACGUCAUAG
This is a messenger RNA of Eimeria mitis, 1335 nucleotides long. RefSeq lists its product as uncharacterized. Bases 1 to 1335 code for a protein of 444 amino acids. The transcript is spliced from 8 exons. Lineage: Eukaryota; Apicomplexa; Conoidasida; Eucoccidiorida; Eimeriidae. The record is from RefSeq and is a predicted model, not a curated record.